AAUCGUAAUCUUUUAUACAAUAAAUUUAAUAUCGUUUUAUUAAUCGAUCAACAAUUAUUUCAUCAGAGCGUGUACUACAGCUUUCGCGUUUAACGACUUCAAGUCUGUAUGUUUAUUUCAAUGCGAGGCAGCGUGAACCUUCAUUACCCGCGCGGACACCGACCAAACAAGAUGUACGGAACGACCGCUACCAUUCUUGUCUUAUGCUUCCUAAGCUUGUGUGUAUCGCCGAUAUGUCGAGCCGUGGAGAUCACCGACUGCGGCUCAAAGGUUGGCAAGUUUACAUCUGUAAGUUUGUCAGGUUGUGAUAUGACCCAAUCUGUAUGUGAUUUGGUAAGGAAUACAAAUGCAUCAAUCAACAUAGAUUUUACAGUUGAUAAAGAAAUGAAAGAUGUUUAUGCAAUGGUACGUGGUAUUAUAAUGGAGGUGCCUAUGCCUUUUCCAUUACCAAAUGCAGAUGCCUGCAAAGAUCCAGAUUCGGGAAUCACGUGUCCUUUAACUAAGACUGGAGAAGUAUAUCAUUAUAAAAAUACAUUACCAGUUCUAUUAGCUUAUCCUAAGUUAUCGGUUAUUAUAAAAUGGGAACUCAGAGAUGAAAAUAAUGAAGACAUAGUCUGUUUGCUGAUCCCAGCAAAAAUUAAAUGAAUGGUAUCGAUUCAGUUCGUGAUAUUAUUUCUAAGGAAGUGUGUAUUUUACGAAAAUGGUACGAAAUAAAUACAAAAUAUUUACAAUUGUAAAAUAUUGUUCAUUACGUUUCUUAAGUUACUUUAAUGUACUGCGUGUACAAAUAUUUUGUUUAGUCUUGGAAAAGUUAAUGUAUUGGCAAAAAUAAAUAUAGGACAUUACACUGUGGCAAUAAAUA
This is a messenger RNA of Colletes gigas, 862 nucleotides long. RefSeq names its product NPC intracellular cholesterol transporter 2 homolog a-like. The coding region runs from base 109 to 645 and encodes 178 amino acids. Gene Ontology annotation, biological process: intracellular cholesterol transport. The transcript is spliced from 5 exons. NCBI's taxonomy places the organism in Eukaryota, Metazoa, Arthropoda, Insecta, Hymenoptera, Colletidae. The record is from RefSeq and is a predicted model, not a curated record. Gene Ontology annotation, molecular function: sterol binding.